AUGGACACGACCAUGCUGCAGACCCCGAGGACGGCUGGCCGCUCGCGUUUCUCAAAAGCGCUGCCUAUGCCACCCCCUCCGCAAGAAACUUCCCAGGCCGCUUCGCCAGCUUAUACAGUGCCUCGAAAACUACCAGAUCUGCCCAACGUGGCGACUUCAACGGCUUUCCCACCCAGGAUGGAUAGUGUGGGUGCUCGGUUCGCACCCAGACCUCAAGAGCUACCAUUGCCGGCGCUUCCGGCAAAAGCAUCAGAGCCAGAACUCCAAAAGAAGAUGCCGCCGAUACCGAGGAAAGCGGUAGGAUCACCGCCGGCUGUGGGAUCAUUGCCACCACCACCAGCCCAGCCUGCCCAGACAGAGAUGGCGGAUGCAAAAAAACUAAAGCGUGUCUCCUCCAUCUCGAGUCUGUUGUCAGCAUACUCAAACACUUCCUCAGACUCUGUACAUAGAUCCUCACAAGGAAGUUCAGUCACCAAGGGGAGCGUGGCUUCCCUCUCACCAGAGAGGGAGGCAGGGCGUGGGGAAGUGAGGGAGCAUGGCGCAAAAGCGUACAAGGCAUACAGCAGGAGUCCGUAUGAGGAGCCGUCGCCCGAGGAAAAGGAGAUCAUGAUGCAUGAACCGUUGCCGCUGCCUCCGCCAAUGAAGGAAGCAUCAAGGCCGAUCACACCACGCGUCGGACUACCCUCAACGCCACGACCGGGAAUGGCACCCUCGCCCCAGAUCACUGACGACUCGUCGAGCCAGGUGACUCUGACGAGCGCAUCGCCGCCGAGGCGGGAGAUCUGGCGGAGAAGAGCAUCCUCCAAGUCGGAUCGUAACAUAGCGGUAGCUCAGCUCAACUUGGGCCUAAGUAAUGGGUCAACGGCGGAAACCACGGCGCCGCCAGCGGCACCCAGAACGUCGCAAGAGUCCUUAGCGGAUCCGAUGAUGGCGAUACCGAGCGAGACCAUCAAUAAGGCGUCACCGCUACCGCCUAAAGCAAGCUCUGCCUUACCAGGUCGCAACGUCAAGCCACUACCGCGGCAACCAGAGGUGCAGACCACAGUUGCGCCUCCGAAGCCUCCUAAGGACUCGCCGACACAGAAGAGUGAAGCGGCACCUCUGUCCGCCCAGCAAGUCAAAGCAACCAUGAGUGCGGCUUCACCACUGUCGUCGCCCGAGCCACCGGCCAAGUCAAUCAGGCGCCGCGAGGUAGGCUCGAAAACCAGCACUCAGCCCAUGCAGGCUCAACAAGAAGCCAGCCCCGCUCAGCAUUUGCGGGAAGCCAGGAGCGCGAUCAGUCUGAGAUCGGAAGCCGAACGGAGCGAGCGCAUUCAGCGGGAGGCGGCACAGGAGAAGUUCCCCGAAGAACUCCAACAGUUCCAAGAGAGCGCGGCCGCAGCGGCUCUUUCAUCGCCUCGAGCCCGUCGCCCUUCGAACCCUCCUCAAGCACCCCGGCUGGCCGCGGCACCCCAGCUGACCGUCACGUCACCGAGGGCAAGAGCAGCCCCGAGGGUUCCGGUGGAGUACAAGGACCAGGAGCCCCUGCAGCUCACGCCCCAAGAAGAAAGGAGUCUUUCAGAUGCCAUCAGCAGGGUGGUGAACCGCGAGAACUGGAACUGGGCGCAGGCGAGCCCGAACAAGCAAGGUGUCUGGCCGUGCAAGGAACUCACUAGCGAUCACAUAGCAUGCCUGUCUGACCACAGGCGCUGGCUGCACAUGGAGAACUCGUCCGUCCCGAUCGCCUGCAUGCUCUGCCACGAGGGCGAACGGGGCCACCGCCGCUUGUGCAAGACCUGCGGCAUCCGGGUCUGUGUCGGCUGCGCGGACGUCCUCACUGGGCGCAAAAUCGGGGAGCUGGACUUUGAUUCAUUGGCCGGCAAGACCCAAGACAUGGGCAAGAGCAAGGGUGUGGCGACCGCUGCACAAUAG
This is a messenger RNA of Truncatella angustata, 1911 nucleotides long. RefSeq lists its product as uncharacterized. Lineage: Eukaryota; Fungi; Ascomycota; Sordariomycetes; Amphisphaeriales; Sporocadaceae. The transcript has a single exon. Bases 1 to 1911 code for a protein of 636 amino acids. The record is from RefSeq and is a predicted model, not a curated record.